Nerophis ophidion (straightnose pipefish) is the source of this 1692-nucleotide messenger RNA. Its product is annotated as oocyte zinc finger protein XlCOF8.4-like. The transcript has 3 exons. Gene Ontology annotation, cellular component: nucleus. The coding region runs from base 335 to 1639 and encodes 434 amino acids. Lineage: Eukaryota; Metazoa; Chordata; Actinopteri; Syngnathiformes; Syngnathidae. The record is from RefSeq and is a predicted model, not a curated record.
GGUUGCUUGCCAACCGCCAUAAAAACAAAUGAAGAAGAAGAAGGAGGAGGAAGAAGGAGACUUGAGCAGGACGCUAAUAAGUCAGUCUUAUUAUUUUUUCUCCAGUUUGAAAUAUUUACGUCGUAUAAAAUACACAUUUGAUGUUUUAUCCAAGGAUAUAUUCGUCUCGAUGCGCUAGAAGCACUGUGCCACUUCUCGUGCUAUCUUUGCUUGUCAGCUAGCUUAGCUCGCUCGUUAGCUUAGCUUGUUAGCUGCUAACAGAAGACACAUAAGUUAUCAACACAUCGCUAAGUAAAGAUCAAGUGUGAGAGUAAAGUCUUGUGAUUGUGUGAAAAUGUCUACAUUACAACUGUUGAGAGCGUUGGUGGAUCAGCGACUAACUGCUGCCGUUGAAGAAAUAUUUGUAGUGUUGGAAAGAACGAUAGCAGAAUACGAGGCGGAACUUUCUAGAACAAAGGAGGAAAACAAUCAACUACUGGACGCUGUUUUCAAGCAACAUGAAGUUGUGUUACACGGAACAGACCUCGCUGAAGGACAUCUUUCUCAUGAGCAGGAAGAAGAGCCACAGUCCCACCACAUUAAAGAGGAAGAAGAGGAACAAGAUAACCUGCUGACUCCUAGCAAUGCAGAGGAAAAGGAGGACCCACUGAACCCCUACUUUAAAGAGGAAAAGGAGGACCCACUGAACCCCUACUUUAAAGAGGAAGAGGAAGACCAAGAGCCUCCACACAUUAAAGAGGAAGAGGAAGAACACCGCAUCAGUCAGCCUAAAUGGUUGGAGGAGUUCCCAGUGACUGGUGUCCCUGUGAAGAGUGAAGAUGAUGAGGUCAAAGGUGAAAGUGAGGAGGAGAGAGAAGUGGAGCCUCCAAGCAGCAGCUCAACACAACACAUGACAACAGAAGCUGAUGGAGACCACUGUGGAGGAUCACAAGUAGACAAGCUCUUAGCUCCACUAUCAGAUAGUGAGGACACAACGUCACACUCUCCUGACACUGAUGAUGAAGACUCUAAAGAUGAUAAGACAUGUCACACUGACAACACUCACUUGACAUGUUCUCACUGUGACAAAACCUUUAAAUACAAUUGUCAUCUGAAAACACACAUGAGAACACACACUGGAGAAAAACCUUUUAUAUGUUCAAUCUGUAGUAAAGGUUUUGUAGAAAAUCGCUAUUUGAAACUACACAUGAGAACACACACUGGAGAAAACCCUUUAUCUGUUCAAUACAUGGUAGGGGGUUUUACACAGAGUCAGAGUUUAAAAAAACACACAAUGUCACACACUGGAGAAAAAUCGUUUCUAUGUUUAAUCUGUAGUAAAAGGUUUGUAGAAAGUCGCAAUUUGAAAGUACACAUGAGAAUACACACUGGUGAAAAACCUUUUAUCUGUUCUAUCUGUGGUAAAGGUUUUAGAGAAAGUCAGAGUUUGAAAGUGCACAAGAGAACGCACACUGGUGAGAAACCAUUCACAUGUUCAAUCUGCAACAGAAGCUUUUGUGACCGAUCAAACUUUGUAAGACACAUGGGAACACACCCAGGAGAGAAAGUGUUGAGUUGCAGUGUGUGUGGUGAAAGAUUCUCUUCUAAGUACCAGUGUAAGAAACACAAGUGUGCUGGUGAGAACAGCAGCAGCAAAUGAAACUGCAGGAUUUUAAAUAAACUGUCAAGACUUAAAUUUUGACUUUCUAACAA